Molecule: messenger RNA, 1210 nt
Organism: Meloidogyne enterolobii
Lineage: Eukaryota; Metazoa; Nematoda; Chromadorea; Rhabditida; Meloidogynidae
Source: the annotation of a GenBank genome assembly
UUAUUUAAUUUAUUCUAAAAACAACAACAACAACAAGAAAAACAUGGUUUGGAUAAAACCGGAAUAUUUAUUGUUUGGUCAAACAUUUUGGCAGAACGAACGCUCAAAUAAAUAUUUUAUUUUACAAAAACGGAAAGGACAUGAUACUGGCAGUCCUUGUACAACAACCGAAUUAAUUGAUGGACAACACGAUCGACAGAAGACAGGGUCAGUAUCUACAAGAAAUACUUCAACUAGUUCUGAUGGAAAUCAGUCAAGUUUGGGGGCUCUAUUCGUUUCUACAUUCGAUGCAAUAUUUGACACGCGUCCACCUCCGUAUAGAAUUCUUUAUCAACGGGAUUUGGAAGAUGGGCAGAUUGCUUAUAUUAUUGCUGUAGCUGUUGAUUGGGAAGAAAUAAUAAAAGACUGGGAUGUUUUGGAACAAACAAUUAUGCCUGUUUUAAACGCUCUAGAAGACAAUGAAGAAGAAUUGGCUAAAUUUGUAUUAAGCAAAAUUGAGGGUUUAUUGGCUUCUAAAAAUGAAGAAAUUGAUAAAAAUAAAAAGGAGGAGAAUAAUUUGGAUAAAAAUGAAGUAAAAAAGGAAGAAAGUAAAUUGUUGAUGUCUUCUUUGGAUGAUAAGGAUGAGGAGGAAGACGAAUUGGAACAAGUUACAAAUGCAGCAAUUCUUCGAAAAUUUCAAAAACUUUUUGAAAUGUCGGCAGAUGAGAAGCUUGUUAAUUAUUAUUCCUGUAGUUAUUGGAAAGGAAACAAGCCAUUUCAAGGCAAAUUAUAUUUAUCUGUCAAUUUUCUAUGUUUUUAUUCUUUUAUUGUUGGAAAUGAAUUAAUUGUUAAAUUGAGAUGGACAGAUGUUUUGAAAAUGUCUCACAACAAUUCUAUGCUAUCCAGAAGUCUUAAUGUUGUAACUAAAGAUGGAAGGAAACAUGUUUUUUCUGUGUUUAUAAACUUUGCUGAUGCUUAUAAACAUGCUUCACAACUUGCCAACUUUGCAAUGAAACAACUUAUAGAGGAGGAAGGUUUCUAUGAAGAUCCAUCACUUCGCAGCAAAUAUUUACAAGCGCCAACAAGGAAGCGUUCACAAAAAUGUAGUAGUGUUACUUUUGUAAAAAAGGAUUUGGAAGCAAAACAAAGGACAGACGCUUACAGGUGUGGUGAAUUUUUAAAAAAAAAUUUUAUAUUUUUAUUUAUUGGGGAAUAUUGUUCUAAUAAUUAG